AGGGCAAAGGCCAUGAUUGAGAUAAUUGGCCUCCUGACACAAUGUCAUGAUUGAAACUUACACACACGCCACUGCCCUUUUCUCUCUUCUUUCUAUAUAAUCUCCCGCUCCCACUCCUCCAAACCCACCAUCCUCAUAACUCCUUGUCUCUCUCUCUCUUUCUCUCUCUCUCUCUCUCUCUCUCUGUCGUUUCAAACCAAACCCCAAGCCAGGAAACCCUCUGCCUUCUUUUUCUUCUUCUUCUUGGCUAUACGCAUACGAACUUCUUUUCUAAUAUAUACCUGUACUUGCAUAUAUAUAUAUAUAUAUAUAUAUACACACACACACGCAGACAUUACUAUUUGUUUCUCUACUUCUUGUUGGUAAACCAGGAAGAUGACGGUUGAGAAAGAAGAUUUGGGUUUGAGCUUAAGCUUGAGUUUUCCUCAAAAUUACAAUUCUUUGCAGCUUAAUCUCAUGCCUUCACUUGUCUCAUCUUCUGUUAUUUCUCAAAAACCCUCAUGGAAUGAUACCUUCCAUUCUUCAGAUCCAAAUUCUGAUUCGUGCCGCGCCGAUACGAGGUCAUUCCUGCGAGGAAUCGAUGUGAACAGGCUGCCUUCAACAGCCGACUGCGAAGAGGAAGCGGGUGUCUCAUCCCCGAACAGCACUAUAUCGAGUGUAAGCGGAAAGAGAAGCGAAAGGGAAGGGAAUGGAGAGGAACACGAAAUGGAGAGAGAUUGUUCUCGUGGAAUCAGUGAUGAGGAAGAUGGCGAUACCUCAAGAAAGAAGCUCAGGCUCUCUAAAGAUCAGUCUGCUAUUCUUGAAGAGAGCUUCAAGGAACACAACACUCUCAACCCAAAGCAAAAGUUGGCAUUGGCCAAGCAGCUGGGCCUGAGACCCAGACAAGUAGAGGUGUGGUUUCAGAACAGAAGGGCAAGGACCAAGUUGAAGCAGACUGAGGUUGACUGUGAGUUCUUGAAGAGAUGCUGCGAGAAUCUAACGGAAGAAAACAGACGGUUGCAAAAGGAAGUUCAGGAACUGAGAGCACUGAAACUCUCCCCACAGUUCUACAUGCAAAUGACCCCACCUACCACCCUCACCAUGUGCCCUUCAUGUGAGCGUGUUGCGGUCCCACCAUCCGCAUCAUCAACCGUCAAUCCUUCUCAUCCGCGGGCCCACCCACAGAUCGGCCCCACUCACCACCACAGGCCUAUCCCGAUCAACCCAUGGGCCCCAGCUGCAGCUCCGUUUGAUGCCCUGCGUCCUCGGUCGUGAUCAACAACCGUAAACAAGGACAUUUUGGUCAUUGGGACAUGACACAAAAAAAAAUUAUAUAUUUUAAUGAUAAAAGGUUGCUGGAAUGUGUACUGUACGAAGGGGGGGGAGGAAAUAGUUGUAAUAGCGUAACCUCAUGCAUGUUUUUCUUGUGUUAAAAGUCUUAGGUCUAAGAUAUGGUGGUUGUGAGGGUGAUUUGGUGGGUCUCCAUGUUUUGUAUUAUUGACCCAUUAUCAGAUCAGUCUCCAUGAGAAGGGUUGACAUAUUAGAUUAAUCUUUUUUAAUGCUUAAUCAAAUACUCCUUUCUCCCUA
Hevea brasiliensis (rubber tree) is the source of this 1566-nucleotide messenger RNA. RefSeq names its product homeobox-leucine zipper protein HAT4. Gene Ontology annotation, cellular component: nucleus. The coding region runs from base 376 to 1254 and encodes 292 amino acids. The record is from RefSeq and is a predicted model, not a curated record. Gene Ontology annotation, molecular function: DNA-binding transcription factor activity, RNA polymerase II-specific; sequence-specific DNA binding. Lineage: Eukaryota; Viridiplantae; Streptophyta; Magnoliopsida; Malpighiales; Euphorbiaceae. Gene Ontology annotation, biological process: regulation of DNA-templated transcription. The transcript is spliced from 4 exons.